Messenger RNA from Rhizophagus irregularis DAOM 181602=DAOM 197198, 717 nucleotides. The record is from RefSeq and is a predicted model, not a curated record. Lineage: Eukaryota; Fungi; Glomeromycota; Glomeromycetes; Glomerales; Glomeraceae.
CAUCAAUGGUUAAUUGGAGACCUAGGAUUAUCACAACCUGCAAAUAAUACAUCAUCGAAUAAUGAAAUAUAUGGAGUGAUACCUUAUAUUGCACCAGAAAUAUUUAAAGGAUCUUCAUUUUCUAAAGAAUCAGAUGUUUAUAGUAUGGGUAUGAUUAUGUGGGAACUCACAACAGGUUGCAAACCUUUUGCUAAUGUUGAACAUGAUAUCAAUCUGAUUUUUGAAAUCCUUGAUGGAAAACGACCUGAAAUUACAGAAGACACACCAGAAUGUUAUGCAAAAUUAAUGAAAAGUUGUUGGGAUCCUGAUCCCAAAAAAAGACCCUUAGCAAAAAAUAUUCGGAAUACUUUUGGUAGUUGGUCUUUCAGAAAUAAGCAUAACUAUAUAUUUAAUAAAGCUGAAUUAAAAAGAACAGAGUUAAUAAAAUCACAAAAGCGUCCUGAGUUUGCUAAAAAACCUCAUCCAAGAGCUAUUUAUACAAGUAGACCACUAAGCUUUUUCAUAUCCGAAUGUUCAUCGAAUAAUAAUUCAUCGCAGGGUUAUAGUUACAUUUCAGAAGAACAAGGAUUUGAUAUAGACAUUGAAAGUUAUAAUAGUGGGUCCUUAAGUGUACCUGUAACUUCUUUAGGGAAGCGAAAUAUUGAAGAAUUAAAUAUAGAAGAAACUAAUAAUGAUAGCGGAAAACAUGUUAAACUCGUGUAUAAAAAUAUAGAAUAA